AUGGCACCCAAGCUCGACCCCAAUGAGGAGAAAAUCAUCCACCUCCGUGCCACCGGAGGUGAGGUUGGUGCUUCAUCCGCUCUCGCUCCCAAGAUCGGUCCUCUUGGUCUCUCGCCCAAGAAGGUCGGUGAAGACAUCGCCAAGGCCACUGGUGACUGGAAAGGUCUUCGUGUGACUGUUCGCUUGACCAUCAAGAACCGUCAAGCUGCUGUCUCCGUCGUCCCAUCCGCCUCUUCGCUCGUCAUCAAGGCGCUCAAGGAGCCGCCGCGUGACCGCAAGAAGGAGAAGAACAUCAAGCACACCAAGUCCAUCCCAUUGGACGAGAUCAUUGAGAUCGCCCGCAAGAUGCAGCACAAGUCCAUGGCCAAGAACCUUAAGGGCACCGUCAAGGAGAUCCUCGGAACCGCCUUCUCUACCGGCUGCAAGGUCGAUGGCCGAAGCCCCAAGGCCGUCAGCGAUGACAUCGAGAGCGGCGAGAUCGAGAUUCCCGAGUCAUAGUCGCACUCGUUGCUUUGCACUCGCAAUAUCAUGCUUUUAACGAAUUUUCAACGAUUUCUUCUUCGGGACUGUGACAAAAGAGUACGCGAAAAGAUCGGCUGGCUGUUCGUGGCGUUUGGCGCUUUCGUUCUCGGCUG
Messenger RNA from Dissoconium aciculare CBS 342.82, 635 nucleotides. RefSeq lists its product as uncharacterized. NCBI's taxonomy places the organism in Eukaryota, Fungi, Ascomycota, Dothideomycetes, Mycosphaerellales, Dissoconiaceae. Gene Ontology annotation, biological process: translation. Gene Ontology annotation, molecular function: large ribosomal subunit rRNA binding; structural constituent of ribosome. The record is from RefSeq and is a predicted model, not a curated record. Bases 1 to 498 code for a protein of 165 amino acids. The transcript has 3 exons. Gene Ontology annotation, cellular component: ribosome; cytosolic large ribosomal subunit.